Cydia fagiglandana is the source of this 1719-nucleotide messenger RNA. RefSeq names its product neurogenic protein big brain-like (gene bib). The transcript has 6 exons. Gene Ontology annotation, molecular function: channel activity. Gene Ontology annotation, biological process: transmembrane transport. The coding region runs from base 173 to 1534 and encodes 453 amino acids. The record is from RefSeq and is a predicted model, not a curated record. NCBI's taxonomy places the organism in Eukaryota, Metazoa, Arthropoda, Insecta, Lepidoptera, Tortricidae. Gene Ontology annotation, cellular component: plasma membrane.
UGCCCGCCUACACGCGUUCGCGCGAAAUUUAAGCAUAAACAAAUAGAGUUUUGCGUUUAUUUUUUUAGCUUCAGUGUUUGUUUUUAAUUAAUAUUUUAUUCGGAUUCCUGUUUGCGUGCCAUGAUAGGUUUAUUAUAAUAGAUUAGUAGUAUUUUUAAAAGUGGAUAUAUUAAUGAGAAAAAUGGGUGAGCAAUCGUUAAAUAUGCCGGAUGAAAGUAUAGAGCAGCAUAUAAUAACGUUGUUUGAGAAAUUGGAAGGUUUGAGGAAAGAUGGUAACGAGGGAUUGGCUGGUCGAGUGCCGGCUCGGUUGGAAGUGAGGACUCUAUCGCUGUGGAAGGCCGUGCUGGCGGAGUGCGCGGCCUCGUUCUUGUAUGUUUUCAUAGUGUGCGGGGCAGCUAUGGGAGCUGGAGUCGGUGCUUCGGCCUCGGCGAUCCUGCUGUCUACGGCCUUAGCUUCGGGAUGUGCUAUCGCCACGCUGACGUUUUGCUUUGUCAAUAUUUCUGGUGCACACAUCAACCCGGCGGUAUCGGCGGCGCUCUGCGUGCGCAGGCGCGUGUCGCCGUUGCGCGCGAUCCUGUAUGUGGCCGCGCAGUGCGGAGGAGCUAUAGCCGGGGCUGCUGCGAGUUUAGGCCUGAGCAUGCCGGGAUACGGCGGCAGCCUGGCCGCCGCGCUCCCCGGCGCCGGCAGCGCGUGGGAGCGCCUCGGCGCUGAGCUGGUGCUGUCCGGGCUGGUGGCGGCGGCCUACUUCGCCGCCAUGGAGCGCCGCUGGACCGGCGCGGCGCCCGCGCUUCUUGGAGCGGCUUACUGUGCUGCGACGUUUGUCUCUAUGCCAUCACUAAACCCAGCGCGCUCGCUAGGCCCCUCCUUCGUCCUCUCCCGCUGGGAGAGCCACUGGGUGAGCUGGGUGGGCGGGCUCGGCGGCGGCGCGGCCUGCGCGCUCCUCCACGAGUGGGGCUCGCGGCGCCCGCGCACCUCCUCCCGGGCCUCGUCCCCCCGAGACCUCGACGACGACAAGCCGGCGUUCCCACACUACAGACACGCUCCGACUUACUGCGCUGCCUCGGCCCCAAGGCCGGAUAAUGCUGAGCCGCUGUAUUCGGGGACGAAGAGUCUGUACUGCAGGUCGCCGCCGCCAGCCAGGCACACGCUUCACAGGUCAGCCGGACCGCACGCUCACAUAUCACAAUCCGUCUACAGCAAAGGCAGCAGCGCCACGACCGCCACCAACGGCCCGACGGCCGGCGCGCCGCUAGUCUCCGCGCAAUCGUUACUACUCCGACCGCACGCGACGCUAGCGCACGCUCACGCGCACGCACCGCACGCGCAGCACGCGCUCACGCACAACCAGAAUGCGCACAACGCGCAGCGGGAGCCCGCAUACGGGACCGCAAAUGGAGUCAGACCGGGACCAGCUGGGGCCCCGGGCACCGAGCGGCGCGACUCUCUCUACAGCGGGCGGCGCGGGCCGCUGUCCUCGGAGGACUCGGCCUACUCCACCUACUCGCGUUCCAACUACCGCCCCGACCACUACUAGCGACGCGCCUCGCAGCACAACAUUGCGCUGCUCUUCGACGUCUAAUGACGUUGCCGUUACGUCCGACUGGACGUCUAAUCGGGACACUGACGCCUCUGUCACGCCUGAGUGACAAACGUUACAGUGCAACAGUGAUCUUUGAAGCUAGUGUUCUAAGUGCUGCCGAUUCGGGCACGGACAAAGUU